Molecule: messenger RNA, 1923 nt
Organism: Neurospora tetraspora
Lineage: Eukaryota; Fungi; Ascomycota; Sordariomycetes; Sordariales; Sordariaceae
Exons: 2
Coding region: 1-1923 (640 amino acids)
Biological process (GO): long-chain fatty acid import into cell; very long-chain fatty acid metabolic process
Cellular component (GO): lipid droplet; cytoplasmic side of plasma membrane; peroxisome
Molecular function (GO): long-chain fatty acid transmembrane transporter activity; very long-chain fatty acid-CoA ligase activity; long-chain fatty acid-CoA ligase activity
Source: RefSeq, a predicted model, not a curated record
AUGCCCGGCCCCCUCGCCCUCGCCGGCGCAGCAGCCGCCACGGCCGCCACAGCAUCCUACCUCUCCGCCUCCCUCUCCCUCGAGCACGACCUUCUCUGGCUACAAAUAGCCGGCGGCACCGUCCUCAACGUCAUCAAAUCUAUGCGUGCCGGGCAAAUCAACGUCUUCUACCGACUCGAAGCCCACGCCCUCGCCCCCUCCACCGCCAACAAGCCCUUUCUCUGGUUCGAGGGCAAGUCAUACACCUACCAUGAGACCUACCAGCAGGUGCUCAGGUACGGGACCUGGCUGAAGGAAGUGAAGAAGGUGAAGGAGGGGGAGGUGGUGGCUUUCAUGGCCAUGAACUCGGAUCAGUUUGUCUUUGUGUGGUUUGGGCUGUGGAGUAUCGGAGCAACGCCGGCGUUCAUCAACUACAACUUGACAGGGACGCCGUUGGCGCAUUCAUUGAAUGAGAGUAAAGCGCGACUGGUGCUGGUUGAUCCGCAAGUGGUGGAUUACUUGACAGAGGAGGCCAAAGGGCAAGUGCAAGGGGGAGGAGGAGAAAAGGGGAUGGAGUAUGUCGUCCUUGGCCCCGAGACGGAAGCGGAGAGGUUCCAGCUUGAGCCGAAACGGUACGCGGAUAAAGUCAGGAAGGUGGACAGCUACGUCGGCAUGGCGAUCUUGAUUUAUACGUCAGGCACGACGGGGUUGCCGAAGCCGGCGAUCGUCAGCUGGACCAAAGUCAUCAUGGCUGCUAUGGUCACGGGCAAGGGGACGUCCAUGCGCGCGGAUGAUGUCUUGUACACUUGUAUGCCGUUGUAUCACUCUUCGGCAUCUUGCUUGGGUGUGUGCGCGGCGCUGUUUAGGGGAGCUACGGUGGCGAUUGGGAGGAAGUUUAGCACGAAAACGUUUUGGGAGGAUGUGAGGGCGAGUAAUGCGACGAUCAUUCAGUAUGUCGGUGAGACGUGUAGGUAUUUGACGGUGGCGGAGCCGGAGAUUGAUCCGGAGACGGGGAGGAAUCUGGAUAAGGAGCAUAAGGUGAGGGCGGCGUGUGGAAAUGGGUUGAGGCCCGAUGUUUGGGAGAAGUUUAAGGGGCGGUUUGGGAUUGAUACAAUCCUGGAAUUCUAUGCCUCCACCGAAGGCCCCAUGGGCACCUGGAACCGCUCCCGCAACUCCUUCUCCCUCGGCGCCAUCGGCCGCUUCGGUUUCCUCUCUCACUUCCUUACCAACCUUCGCUCCGCCGUCGUCCGCCUCGACUACGAAACCGACCAACCCUGGCGCGACCCCGUCACGGGCUUCUGCAAGCGCACCCGCACCAACGAGCCCGGCGAACUCCUCGCUCUCUUGCCAGCAGACGUCAAGUCCCGCUUCCAAGGCUACUUUGGAAACGAGAAGGCCACCAACUCCAAGAUGCUGAGGGACGUGUUCAAGAAGGGGGAUAUCUGGUUCAGAACGGGUGAUAUCGUCCGCUGGGACGCGGAGAGGAAGUUGUACUUUUCUGAUCGGAUCGGGGAUACCUUCCGGUGGAAGAGCGAGAAUGUCUCGACGGCGGAGGUGUCGCAGGCUAUUGGCUUGCAUCCUUCUGUUCAAGAGGCCAACGUGUACGGUGUCCAGCUGCCUAAUCAUGAUGGACGAGCUGGAUGCGCGGCGAUAUCGCUGGAAGGAGGGGAACCGAAUAAGGAAGUCUUGGAAAGCCUGGCGAAGCAUGCGAGGAAGACAUUGCCCAAGUAUGCGGUGCCGCUGUUCUUGAGGGUCAUGAAGGAGGUGGGAGGACAGACGACGGGGACGAUGAAGCAGCAGAAACAUGUGUUGAGGCAGCAGGGGGUUGAUCCGGGACGGGUGGGCAAGGAGGGGGAUAGGCUGUAUUGGUUGGAGGAGGGGAGCUAUGUGGAGUUUGGGGAGAAGGAAUGGAGGGAGUUGCAAGGUGGGAGGGUCAAGUUGUAG